AUGGCCGACACAGCCGACAAGGCCACUAUGGCCGGCAAGAGAGGUCAUGCUCACGAUGAGAACCCGGUCAAGUCGACGACGCUGCCGCCGAUGGACGAGAAGGACGCCCUGGCCGCUGCUGCAGCUGGUGGCUGGGAGGUCGACGCGUUCAUCGAGGAGAUGGAGCGCGAGCUCGAGGCUGCCGGCGGGCUGGACACGGGAUACUUGCAAAUCCAGUUUAGCGACCCACGCUACUUUACCUGGGUCAUUGUUGCCUUUGCCUCCAUGGGCGGCCUGUUGUCGGGUCUGGACCAGUCGCUCAUCUCAGGCGCCAAUCUCAGUUUGCCAAAGGCUCUGCACCUCGACACCCACCAGAACAGCUUGGUCAACUCGGGCAUGCCGCUGGGAGCUGUUGGCGGUGCCCUGAUGCUGUCACCGUGCAACGAGUACCUCGGUCGCCGCUGGUCCAUCAUCAUCUCCUGCAUCCUGUACACCAUCGGAGCAGGCCUGGAAGCCGGCUCCAUCAACUAUGGCAUGAUUGUUGCUGGUCGUGUCAUCCUCGGUCUCGGUGUCGGCCUUGAGGGCGGCACCGUUCCUGUUUACGUGGCCGAAACGGUCGAGCGCCGUGUACGCGGUAACCUCGUGUCACUCUAUCAGUUCAACAUUGCUCUCGGCGAGGUGCUCGGCUACGCCAUCGCGGCCAUAUUCCUUCAUGUGCGCGGCAACUGGCGCUACAUCCUCGGCUCGUCUGUCGUCUUCUCCAUCAUCAUGUUCAUCGGCAUGCUCUUCCUGCCAGAAUCCCCGCGCUACCUCAUGCACAAAGGCCGCGUAUUGGAUGCCUACAAGGUGUGGAAGCGCAUCCGCGGCAUCGCCACGCCCGAAGCCCGCGAGGAGUUUUUCGUCAUGAAGGUCUCGGUCCUGCACGAGGCCCAGGUCGUGGCCGAGAGCGCGGUGAACAAGAACAUGCCGUGGCUCGACUUCUUCACCGUCCCACGUUGCCGCCGUGCGCUCAUCUACGCAAACAUCAUGAUCCUCCUCGGUCAGAUGACCGGUGUCAACGCCAUCAUGUACUACAUGUCCGUGCUGAUGAGCCAGAUCGGCUUCAACGAUGAGAAGUCAACAUACAUGUCGCUCGUCGGUGGCGGCUCCCUCCUCAUCGGUACUCUCCCUGCCAUCUUCUACAUGGAGCGCUUCGGCCGCCGCUUCUGGGCCAACGCCAUGCUGCCCAUCUUCUUCCUUGGCCUCGUCCUCAUCGGCAUCAGCUACCAGAUGUCCCUAACCACCAACCUGCCCGCCGCUGAGGGCCUCUAUCUGACCGGCCUCAUCAUCUACAUGCUCGGAUUCGGCUGCUAUUCGUGCCUGACCUGGGUUGUGCCCUCCGAGGUCUACCCGACCUACCUGCGCUCGUAUGGGAUGACCACGUCUGAUGGCCUGAUGUUCCUCUUCUCCUUUAUCGUCACCUACAACUUCUCCGCCAUGCAGACCGCUAUGACCCGCACCGGCCUCACCCUGGGCUUCUACGGCGGCAUCGCCGUUCUCGGCUGGUUCUACCAGCUGCUCUUCAUGCCCGAGACCAAGGACAAGACCCUCGAGGAGAUCGAUGUGCUCUUUCAGCAGCCCACUGGCGAGCUGGUCGCUGAGAACAUUCAGAACAUCAGCCGUUCGUUGGCUAACUUCUUUGGCGGCCGCUGGGGGAAGAAAGCCUCCUCUCCGGUGCCGCCUGUCUCGGCCCAUAAGAAGGAGGAGAUGGAAGACGAGCCAGAGCCGGAAAUUGUCUAG
Molecule: messenger RNA, 1758 nt
Organism: Grosmannia clavigera kw1407
Lineage: Eukaryota; Fungi; Ascomycota; Sordariomycetes; Ophiostomatales; Ophiostomataceae
Product: major facilitator superfamily transporter sugar
Exons: 2
Coding region: 1-1758 (585 amino acids)
Biological process (GO): transmembrane transport
Cellular component (GO): membrane
Molecular function (GO): myo-inositol:proton symporter activity
Source: RefSeq, a predicted model, not a curated record